Molecule: messenger RNA, 1380 nt
Organism: Talaromyces amestolkiae
Lineage: Eukaryota; Fungi; Ascomycota; Eurotiomycetes; Eurotiales; Trichocomaceae
Exons: 1
Coding region: 1-1380 (459 amino acids)
Molecular function (GO): protein binding
Source: RefSeq, a predicted model, not a curated record
AUGGGCACAGAUGAAACACUCUAUCGCUCCUUGGAGCUGAGUUUGGAGGAGCUUGAAAAAGCUGAUCCAGUAGCUGCAAAGAUCUUGACUCUUUUCAGCUUCCUUCACCAUGGUGACCUGUGGUACGAUCUCUGCUACAAUGCAAUAGAUGAUACCUAUCCAACGUGGCUUCAAGAUCUGGGAAAUGAAAAGAAGUCAUUUAGACACUACUGUCCCUUAUUGGCAGAUCUAUCGUUUAUUGAGCUUAGAAUAACCACCAAUGGUUCUCGAUUCUGGGAAACACACCCCGCAAUCCAGGUGGUGGCUAGACAAAGAGCGAAGGCCAGUGAACAAGAGUACAUUCGCUGUGCAGUGUCACUUGUGGCUUCUGAAGUCCCAAGGUCCUUUGAGGCGAAUUCGUGGGACACGAUCCGUCGUCUAGGGCCCCAUGUCCGAUUGUGCUGGGACUAUGUUAAACGGGGGGCAUGGGGAUCAGACACUAACCUCACGGACCUGGAAAGUCUUGGACGUGUGUUCCGACAUAUUGGUCAUUACAGCGAAGCGUCGAUCAUCUACAGAAUGAUCGAACACGGCCUGGGUUUCCUGCCCCCCACACGGGAUAAUAACGAGUUCCUGGCUAACGUGCUCACUAAUCUUGGGCUGGUGUAUACGCGUCAACGGAAGUUCAAUCUCGCAUUAGGGGCCUAUGAUAGGUCACGGCGUCUGAUGACCAAGCUUGAUAUCCUUACACCCAUUGAAUCGAUGUCAAUUAUGUACAACGAAGCAGUGGUGUUCAUGAUGACGGAGAGGCUGAACGAAGCGGAGUCGCUCUUGCAAAAAGCCGUGACCCUUGUCUCUGAAAACACAAUACAUGGGCAUACUUGGAGGCGCAAUGAGUGGAAUGUUCUUUAUCUUCGAAUUUUGAAUGACAUGGGCGAGGUGUCCUUGCGAAAAGGCGCUGGGGAAGCGGCAUUGAAAUUCUUCCGUGACGUUUAUGAUAGUCAAAGGGCCUGGCACGAUGAACUCCAUCCAACUUUGUAUUCUAUCAAGCUGAACAUGGGAAGAGCUCUGACCAAAUUAGGACGAUUCGCUGAGGCUCGAGCCUUACUCCUCGAGGUCAUCGCAGUUUAUACUGAAUGGUGGGGAAGGCACCACCCAGAGACCAUGCGAGCCAUUGAUGAGUUGGCAUGGGCGUCCAUGGAAGAAGGCAAGGAAAAGCAGGCAGCGAAUGAAACCGCUGGCGUAGAGAUACAAAAUGCAGAGGAGCUAUGGACUGAGGUUCUGAACUUCUACCAGAGCACUGACGGAGAUGAGUCAGACACGGUGACCCGCAUUGAAGCAAAUCUGCAAUAUCUGUACUCUUUACGACAAGAGAUGACUGGUUUAAAGCGGAUUCAGUAG